Molecule: messenger RNA, 4640 nt
Organism: Linepithema humile (Argentine ant)
Lineage: Eukaryota; Metazoa; Arthropoda; Insecta; Hymenoptera; Formicidae
Product: platelet endothelial cell adhesion molecule-like
Source: RefSeq, a predicted model, not a curated record
CGCGCGGCGACGCUCAGUCUCGUCCGUCGCAAUCCAGUGCAGAUAUACGUGCAAUUACCCUGUCAACAGUGCUUAAAAUCCUCGUUCGUGCUCGUGCCGCGCUCGUUGGCACGCGGUGAUCGAUAACGUUCGCCGACGAGCCGCCGUCGAUCGCGACACAUUCCGCGCUGCGAUUGCCGGAAAGAAAAGAAAAAGAAAAAAAACGGGGAAGCAAACCGUAGAGCGAUAGGAAAGUUCGAAGCACGCGGCGCGCGGAGAUAAGUUCAACGACGACGGUGAUUUGACCGUUCUCUCCGUCGCGAAGGGGCGAAGGGGCGAAGGGACCGCAAGUGUAAAGUUUGUCAAGUUAGGACAGCGAGUCCGGUGCACUAUCGCUCCGGUAGCGCGCGGUGAGUGUUAAGACAUUGGUUUGUACCGCCACCGGUUUAGUUCGCGGAUGUGGAACAACUGUUCGUUCUAGUGACUGCAAUCGUCGAGGAAAAAAAGUGUUUCGUAACAGAGGCAGAUGUGGUGGCGUGCAGUUCCGCAUAGUUUUUCUUACGUGACCUAACCGCAGAGAUUAUUGCGCGAGUGGUGUCAGUGCGCUUUUGAACUGCAUCCGGCGGUGACCGCCGAAGAACCGACGUUCCGAGAACUAAGCUUGGACACUAUCGAGAUGAAGACUCACCACCUGUGGCUAGAAGCGGCCGUGGCUCUCUUUAUGAUAACAGGUGCGAGUUGCCUGCGGGAAGUCAGCCUGGAAGUAGUUCCGGACGUGGUGCAACGUGGUCAGGAGGCGAUUCUGCGGUGUAAUUAUGAUCUUGAGGCGGCGCCACUCUAUUCCCUCAAGUGGUACCGGGGCAGGCACGAAUUCUACCGAUUCUCGCCCACCGAAGACCCGACCACCAAGAUCUUCAACAUCUCCGGGAUUUACGUCGACCCCGCCAACUCGAACAAGAGCCAGGUAACGCUCCGCAACGUCGACUUCGGCCUCUCGGGUACAUUCAGCUGCGAAGUUACGGCAGACGCGCCGACCUUCUCCACGGCCUCCGUCUCGAAGAAUCUCACCGUAGUGUCUCUGCCUGGCGGAAGACCCGUUAUUGCAUCAGAACGCGAUCGCUACGACCCGGGAGACAUGUUGAGGGCAAAUUGCAGCCUGCCACCAUCGAAGCCGCCAGUUCACCUCUCAUUCACGCUCAACAACAUACCGGUGGAGGCGACCGCGAGGCAGCUCCGUGCGAAAGACGAGGACGGGGCGCAGUGGAGCGAGAUGAGCCUCACCCUUCAGCCGUUCCAUUACACGAACGGCCAGUUGAAUCUACGUUGCACCGCACAGAUACCUGGCAUAUACUCGACGACGAGCGAGCUCCAGCUCGGCACGGGAAUACGCGAGCCCGUACCAGAAAGAGUAACCUCAGAAAACGGAAGCGGCACGCACACGAUGACAUUUGUGACAAUACUCUGCCUGGGCAUGCUCCAUCUGCUUCUGAGAUAGUCACGGCACGCCUGAGAUCACGAGAAGGGAGCUCACGGGCGUCGCAUGAUAAAUAGCACACUAGUCAACAGGAGAAGGGGCUGGAGAAGGAGACGAUGGAACGAGAAUUUAAGGAUCGCGUAUGGAGGGCGCAGAAACAAAUAUUGUUAAACCGAUAUGAUUACCUAAGUAUUUUUCUUUUACUUUUUUUUUCUCUUUCUCUCUUUCUCUCUAUUGUAUAGUGCAUUGAUUUACGUUUUUUGGGACGGGAUUAGGGAUCGUGAAUUCUGCAUGUUUCCCGUUUUUGUCAUGACUGUUGACAGUAGCGCGCUGUGUUAACCUUCGACUGGUGAAACUGUUCUCGACCUGAACACUGCCAUUGUAAUUAGAAUCAAAAAGAAACGCGACGUUCAACAUUUGAUAUCUUGCGCGAUCGCAUGAGAUCGCAAAUUGUUACCGUUAUAUAUUUUACAACCGCGUCUUUUAUAUAGCCUGUUACUUUGUACAAAAAAAAAACGCGCCCGCGCGCGUACGUGAUUGUUUCUUGUUUAUCUUUUCGGUCGUGUAUAUAUAUAUAUGUAUAUAUACAAUAUAUAUAUAUAUGUAUAGACAGAAAAGAAAGGACGGCAAACGCGCAUUGCCAGUCAAGGGUUAACGUGGAUCCCGGAUUGGACCCUGACCGGUGGAGAAAUAGAUAAUCGGAUAAAGGAUCGCCGCAGCUAAAUCCGUCGGGAAACUCGCUGCGAUGCGUUUUACGCGGCGCGGGGAAUCGAAAACAAGGGAAGCGUAGCCAAUUAGUCGCGUUCGAUUACUGCCAUGGCGCUCAAUUUGACGUUCGCGAUGAAUAAUGAACAAAAGGGGUUCAUCCAAGGAUAUAGAACGACAGCGAGAAAGAAGGAUAGGUUUCCGACGUCGAUUGCACGUAUACAUACGUCUGUAGGUGCUUGUAUAACUCGCCUCCGAGGGAUUUGCGAUCUUUGUCGCGAGAGAGAAAGAAUGAGAGAAAGAGAGUAUAUGUGUGUGAAAGAGAAAGAAAGAAAAGAGCAGCGAGCGAGAAAGAGGGUGAGAGACGUUCUCUUUCGCUACACCGCUGACAAGAAGAGAUCCGAACCAGCGUGAUCGCACAAAGGAAGAGGAUAAAAGCGGUGCGAAAAGUUUUCGCAUACCGGGAGAGAGGAAAUCGCCGCCGAACUCUCGUUUCGCGAAAUCGUAUCUCUCUCUCUCUCUCUCUUUCUCUCUCGUACUCUCUCCCGGUAACAACGCACUCGACGUGCACUCGAAUAUCUCUCCAAUACACUCGCCAAAGACGUGCGAUUCGAGUCCAUUUGUCCAUUGUCCAAACGCUCCCGGGCUCGCUUGUGUAGGCGGAUCAAUGUCGCGAGUUUCGAAGCGGAGGAGUUCGGAUCGCGCGCGGUAUCGGAUCGUACCUUUUUUAUUUUUCCUUUUUUUUUCUUUUUUUUCUAAGUUCUCGUUUUUCGCGUAUCACGUGCGAGAGAGCGACGUGGUUGCUGCGCUGCUGCUAUUGCUGCCGCUGUUGCUGCCGCUGUUGUGGACAAAUGCGGUCAUAGAUAAGCAAGGUAUGUACUUACGUCGAUUAUUAUUGAUUAAUCGUGCGCGAUUCGCUCUAACAAAUUUAUUGCCCAAUUAUUUUUUUAAUGACGUACAAGAGAAGAUAAAAUUCGAUCUAGCUGUUCUUUCCUCUGUAUUUCGUCCUUUCUCUUUUAACGCGGUAUGUACAUUUGUGAUAUAUACGUUUUUACCUAUUUCGCUGCUUUAUCACCCCUCGUAGACUUUGAAAUGUAACGUUUAAGCUGGACGACACAUUUUACCGAUCUCCGACGUCCUCGCGCUGUCGAGCUCCAGGACGAGUGUCAAAGCUUUCUGCAGGUAUACGACGUCGUUGGGCGUGUAAUCUGUGGAAGGGCUCGUUUCGAGAAUCGAUUUAUCGAAGGAGAUAGAGGGGAGACCGACGCGUUGGAAAGAACGGCACGAACGUUGCGUUUUUCAUUCUCCAUCCACCUCCGCUUUAUUAAACGGACGAUAAACUCCGUGGACGAUCCCGCGCGUCUAUAAACCGGCCGCACGUUACAGCUUGUUUCUUCAUCCUGAACACAGAAAUCGUUUGUAUUAACUCCCAUCUCCCCUCCUCUCUCAAACAGAAUGCGUCUCUUCUUCUCUUUCCUUCGCUUUCGCCCCCGACGCGCAUAUGAUAGCAUUUGGCACGCUCGCGACCGCUCACAAAUCUCUUCGCGAAGUAAUGCGUAUCGGCGUGGAACUAGGCGGAAGGCACCAUGCGAACCGCGACCCUUAUUUUUCAUACAAGCAGAUUCGCCGAUUCCCCGACUGGUGUAGUAAAAUCGCGCCAAAUCGCCGAAAUCGGUUUCGAGCGUGCUAAUAUUCCGAGCGAUGCUCGAAACGAAGAUUGAUUCUCAAUAAUCUCAGACGAACUUGAAAGUCGUAGGAUUAAUUUGUAGCGAUAAUCACGAAUAGUUGAGUUUUUAAUUUAAAAAUAGAGAUAUACAAUGGAUGCAUUUUUAUAAUAAUUUUAUUAACAUUGUUUUUGAGACGAGGAAGUUAUUUUGUUUUUUAAUAAGUUAUUUUAAUUUAUGGAGCUAAAAGCGUGCAGAAUUAUUAUUUUGUGAACGAACGUGUGAAUUACACUACUGGGUAAUUUCGCGAAAGUUUCAUUUGCGAGGAUCGGAUGAAAUGUGGCGGAGACAGGACGAUUCUCUUGAGAGCAGUUAAUCUUUGCGCCUAAAGUAUGAAGCUCGUUUUUGUAAAUGGGUAAGUAAGAUAAAAGCUCGAGUUAUUACUGAUUAUUUACCGAUAAGUUUACUAUUAUUCCCGAGAAAGUUAGAACAUCCCCGAAGCGACGUCAAAACUUAUCUCAACAUGAUGUAACAUAUGUAUACUAGAAAUAGGAUAAAUAGGAAUAUUUCGUUAAGCCAGAUUUUAAUUUUUUUAGAUUUAAGAUAUUCUAUAAAUUAUUAUUAUUUUUGGGCAUUAUACUUUUGUUAAUGUAAAUACUUAUUUUUAACAGAUAUAAUAAACUUGCAUGAACACAAAUCUCAUCGGUUUUCUCUUUGACAAGAGAAAAAUAUCUCGCAGAUGCAAAUGUUUCUCCUCUCCGGCAUAUUAUUAGCAUUUUAUUAAUACAAAUUUGCGAUAAUUUUUUUUCUCGAGCUAU